AUGGAUUGGAGGCAAUACUUGACUCUCAAGAGAGAGAAGUUGAGGAAUCAGUUGACGGACAGCGAGAAGACUAAUGAACUCUUCGCCGGCGUUUGCGUUCACAUCAAUGGAGUGACAAAUCCGUCGGAAAUUGAAUUAAAGGAAUUGAUUGUUGGCUUCGGAGGAAUGUAUUUGACUUAUUUUGAUCCGCAACUGACCACUCAUACCAUCGCUUCCAAUCUGGCCUUCGCUACGACCAAGCGUUUGAAGACAUCGCAAAUUGUGGUCAAAGUUGAAUGGAUUUUGGACUCAAUUGAAGCCAAUUGUUUGCAAUCGGUUGACAAUUAUCUUCUCGACAAAACAGAUCCCAAAUUGAUGGACAAUAAGACACGCGAAGAGAAGACAACAGUUUGCCAACCGGUUCUCAAUGAAGACCAUUUCGAUUGGUUGUCGGAAACUGAGCGACAAUUUAUCGAAGACUUGCCGCGAGGUUUACGCGAAGAGGUUUUGGCGGACAUUGAGUUGAGUCGCGAAUUAGAGAAACAAAGAAAUGAUUUCUCGGACGACGAGUUGUAUUCGGAAGAAACGGACGAAACGAGUGACGAAAUGGCAGAUCUCAUGUCAGGCGACGUCACGUGUGCUAACAUUUGCGGCAAAUACAGGACCGAAGAAGUGUUGGAUUUGAUUGCAGAGUGGAUCACGAGUGAGGAAGAGUUGUUGGAGGAAGACGUGGCGUAUAUCACGAAAUACUUCUUGGAUUUGAUCGACGAAAGAAACAUCGAUUUAAACAUGUCUUUUGCGGGCAUUUAUUUCGGACUUUUCGGUCAUUUUUGGUACAAAUUUCUGGACAAACGCUUCCCGGGUUCGCAUAGAAGAGCAGUGCUGAAGAAGUUGCUGUCGGAGAUGGCAAUGGGUCCGCCGCUCGUGUCCGGACUUUUUCUCAUUGUUUCCAAACUGAAAGACAAGAGUUUUGAAGAAUGUUUGAAUGAUUUGAAGACAAACUUUGUUCUCAUUUGUUCCGUCGAAUGGUUGGUCUACAUUCCGCUUCAGUUUCUCAACUUCUCGCUAUUGAGACCACAAUUUCGGUACUUAUUUGUGGCCAUAAUAUCUCUCGGUUACGACGCGUUCCUCUCUUACGUCAUUCACAGAAACGACAGAUCAAAAAGAUUACGAGAAAUAAAAUAGAUUUUAAUACGAAAA
Molecule: messenger RNA, 1179 nt
Organism: Medioppia subpectinata
Lineage: Eukaryota; Metazoa; Arthropoda; Arachnida; Sarcoptiformes; Oppiidae
Source: the annotation of a GenBank genome assembly